AUGCCAACUUCACUACUGCCGACCUCGACUCUCAGCAGCAUACUGCUCUCUCUCUUUGUUCAAUGCCCAGGCGCCGCCUCGGCGCAGCCCAUCGGAAACAACCAUGCCUCUCACCGUCAGUCCAAGAGCAGGCUCUACGAACGAGAUGACGGUGAUGGAUAUACCGAGCAGGCGCAGAAUUGGUGCAAUGACAAUCCCUCAGAGUGUAAAGCCGUCGUCAGCACCCUGUCAAUAGCCGGUCUUUUCCUCAUCCUUUUCCUGGCCUUCAAAUGGUACCGACGCCGUCGUAGUCGUCAAUCCAAGGCCAAGGAAGCGCUGGCAGAAUCGCAGGCCAAAGAGCAGAGAGACCAAUUCGAAAAAGAAGUCGAGCAAAAGUUUUUCCACCGACAAAGAGAGAUCAAGUUGCGGCAUGAGAUGGAGAUGUUGGGACUUUCGGAGGGCACGGGUACAUCGAAGUGA
Messenger RNA from Cryptococcus amylolentus CBS 6039, 459 nucleotides. RefSeq lists its product as hypothetical. The coding region runs from base 1 to 459 and encodes 152 amino acids. The record is from RefSeq and is a predicted model, not a curated record. The transcript has 2 exons. Lineage: Eukaryota; Fungi; Basidiomycota; Tremellomycetes; Tremellales; Cryptococcaceae.